AUCAACUUCAACUUUGCAUUUCCUAUCUUCUACAUAUCUUUCCAGGUUUGGAUGAGAAUCUUCAAGAAUGAAUUUAAAGAAGAGGGUCGUUGGAAAAACAAACUAGGAGUAGAACCUCUUCUUUAUAAUCUUCCUGUCUCAAGAACUCAUUCCCUUGACUCUCAUCACUAUCACUCACCAUCUUCAAUUCCAAUUCCUUUCAAGGGUUCUCCUUGCUCAUGUUGAUAACCUCGAUUCAUUGAUCCUCAAUUCCUCAGAACUAUCGACUUGUUCUUUCAAUCCUUUCGUUUUAACUAAAACAUCCCAAAUUACUACAACCAUCAAAUAACGUCUGACGAACACAAACCUUUUGAUUUGGAUCAUUCAUUGAUUAUCUAAAAGGAGAAGAAUGAAAUCCCAUUUGGUCAACCAUCGACGAUUACUUUUAUCAAUCUCAAGUUUCUUACUUUUCACAAGAUGGAUCUUAUGUGAAUCAUCAAUAGAAGUUUUAACGAAUUCGACUGGCUCUGAAUCUCAUUUAGUCGAUUCUAGUGGAUUCCCAUGGGCUUCAAAUUCGACUCCUAUCAGUUUAUCUUAUGCUGGUCUGAUCACCGUACGACAAACUUUGGCGUAUCAAGCUAAACUGUUUUAUUGGUUUUUUCCAUGUACUACUAAUCCUCAAGCACCAUUGAUCAUUUGGCUUCAAGGUGGACCAUUUAGUUCAUCUAUGAGUGGUCUGUUUCUUGAAUCUGGACCACUUAGAAUCCAAACCAAACCUGGUGUUAAACUAAGUCCAUCUACUCAAAACGAAACGAUUGAUGAUUUCAUUCUUUCUACCAAUCCAUCUACUUGGAAUCAACAUUUCAAUAUGGUUUUCUUAGAUCAACCAGUGGGCACUGGGUUUUCUUUUGUUGAUCCACCGAUCUUGGUCAAUGAUACUGGUGGGAAACAGUCCUUACCAACUCUUCUGAAAAGGUCUUUGGAUGGAUGUACAGAUCCUUCGAAUUGUUCAGUUUCUUCUUCUAAUAAUACGUCAGAAGAUCCUGAUUACCAACAUGGAUAUGUGAAAAACCAAAAAGCGAUAGCCAAAGAUUUUUUAAGUUUCUUAGAUGAAUUUUAUCAAAGAUAUCCUUCUAUGAAAAAAGUGAACUUAACGAUCUCAAGUGAAUCGUAUGGAGGUAAAUAUGUUCCUACAAUUGCUACUGCUAUCACAGAACAUAAUCAAAAGUUUCCAAAUGAUUGUAUACCUUUGAAAUCUUUAACAAUCGGUAAUCAAUGGACGGAUCCUUAUACCCAAGUAGCUACCAACAUAGACCAACUGGUCUGGUUCGGUUUGAUAUCAACACAACAAGCUAAAAAUGCUUCAAUCUUAUUAAACGAAUCUCGAUCUGAGAUUUUAAAAAAGAAUUGGACCUCAGCUUUAAGUCAUCGAUUAGAUAUGUUUGAUCUUUUGUCUAAUUAUACGGGUGGAGUGAAUUGGUAUGAUGUUAGGAUGAAAAAUGUUCAAUUUGAUCAAAAACCAAUGAAUCAUUUUCUACGUUGUAAUGAAACGAAAAGGAUUUUACAUGUUCCUACUAAAUAUCGAUUCGGACAAGAUGAUGGAAUGUUUGAAAUCUUUCAAGAUGAUAUUAUGCAGUCAACUAAAGAUUUGUUUCCCCAACUUUUCAAAACUUAUAAAGUUUUAAUGUAUCAAGGAAAUAUGGAUCUUAGAGAUGGAGUAGCUUCUAAUACAGCUUGGCUUUCUUCUUUAGAUUGGGAUGGACGUGAUGGGUUUGAAACGGCUCCAAGAAAAUUAUGGAAAUCUCAAACAGGUGAAUUGUUUGGGUAUGCCACUCAAUUUGAGAACCUCAGUAGAGUGAUCCUUUUAGGUUGUGGUCAUCUUGUACCGGCUGAUAAUGGUUGUCCAAGUUCUUCUUUAGAAAUGAUGAUUCGUCAUCAUACUCAAUCGAAUUUCAUCUAAGAACCAAAAAGAAGAAACGAUUUUUUUGAAAAGAAAAUCAAUGGACAAUUCAUUAACAUUUUGUUUGGGUUUUACUUUUUGUCUUUUAAAUUUUUAAUUUAAUUCUCUUACACACAUACACAUCAAGAAAGAAUGAAUGAAAAAAAAACACAUUACUUAGAAAGUAUAGUAUACAUUUGCCUAUUUUCGUUUUCUCAUUUAUUCGGUUUCUUUCUUUGAGUAUGGAUUGGGAGGUUUGGACAAUUAGAUUUGGUUGUGAUUGUGGGUUUUUCUUACGUUCUUGAGAUGAAGAAGGUUUAGAAUUUUUGGUUGGGUCUUAUACUAUCGUUUAAUUUAAAAUAUACUAUCAUUUAAUAUUCGUAGAUAUAUCAGUGAUGAGUUAUGGUUUGAAAAGUUUACCAUAUAUCCGAUCAU
Messenger RNA from Melampsora larici-populina 98AG31, 2353 nucleotides. RefSeq names its product serine carboxypeptidase. Gene Ontology annotation, biological process: proteolysis. The record is from RefSeq and is a predicted model, not a curated record. Gene Ontology annotation, molecular function: serine-type carboxypeptidase activity. Bases 389 to 1939 code for a protein of 516 amino acids. The transcript has 12 exons. NCBI's taxonomy places the organism in Eukaryota, Fungi, Basidiomycota, Pucciniomycetes, Pucciniales, Melampsoraceae.